AAUUAAUUUGUUCUGUCAAUCAAUCCCGAAUUGAGUCAAUUGUCACCCAAUGCACAUCUGCUCCACCACCACAAUCUGCCAACCCCCCUGUAUUGGAUAACGUUCCCCCUGAUCAUUGUUUCCACGGCACCCUGGCCUUCCCUUGCAGACUCCAUGCAAAGCAGGCAAUCAGGAGCCAUCUCUCUCCUUUCCACAUGGUCUUCCACUCCCUCCCUCCCUCUCCUACCCUCCUCCCUCAGGCUCUCGCCAUAUGUCAAACAUCCCUCAAAAUAUGACAGCAAAAGUACAUGUCACACAACCAAAUUGCAUGUGGAAAGGGAAUGCAACAUGCUACAGGUGAUAAGUGAACUGUUGUCUGCCCAUUGACCUGCAGGCUGGAGGGUUGGUGAGUUGCGGUGGGGUGGAGUGAACAUAGAUUCCUAUGAUAAUAGGAAUCUCAAACCCUCUGAAGGAGUUGUGUAACAUUGUAGCAGCAAGGGGCAGGACUUCCAGUGUGACAUUAUGGGGAAAGAGGACUAUAAAUUGAGGGCCACCUCUCAGACACCUGCAAACAAACAAGCAAGCAGCAGCUGGGAUAAUUUGCCAAAGUGCAUUUAGGAUAUUCUACUUCACCGUGAGCUCUACAAACAGACCAACAGCAACCAUGACAGCACACACCAGCCUGCUCCUUCUCAUCACUGUGUGUGUGUCCAUGCAGGAAGGAUUUGGACUUCCACUGUCAGAGAGGCCUAAAUCCAGUGAUCUGGCUCCACUUCACAGAGUGAGGACCAAACGCUGUGCCUGCAACAAUCAGCUGGACUCUGAAUGCCACUACUUUUGCCAUCUCGACAUCAUUUGGGUCAACACACCAAGUAAGACCACUGUUUACGGCUUGGGCAGCCCCCUGUCACGUCGCCGUAGGUCUGCCAGUCGCUGUGUGUGUGCCGACUCUGACGACCACACCUGCACCAGCUUCUGUCAGGACAGAUCUAUGGUCAGAGCCUCUGAGAGAGCCAGGGGAUGGGCCUUUCAACCCAGGAAGGAAGCAGCCAGGGCCCCUGGGCUUAAUGAGCGCUAAACGACAUUGUGUGGCAGACGGAGUGAGGAGUGAAGAGCGAGUACCAGAACAAAUGACACUCUAACAUGGAGAGGAGCAGAACAAAGGGCUGCUGAUAAAGAGAUGUGUCACAUGCAGGAAGGCCGCAGACCGGUGGGACUGCCUGUCUGUUUGUCGGUUUGCACCCAUAAAGAGAGGUUGGAAAACAAAAUGUGACAGAGGCCUGAAGACAGACGCUAGAUCCAAACCUUGAGGGAUGGACCAGGCAUGAUGCAUACAGGCUAUUUGUGCAGCAAAAUGUUUAUGUUAGGGGCAGGAGGGACAAGGAUGGUCCAUGCUACUGGCAGACUCUGGCCAGGUAGCCGUAGAGGAGAGAACAGUUGAUGUGUUUAUGCUGGUUGUCUGUGUUCAAAACAAUGGCAGACCAUUGCUGUCAUGAUGGAAAGAAUGUAACAGGGAGAAUAUGACUGAUAGAUCAUCAAAAUGAUGUAUGAGAUAACCACUGUGUUUUUCUCAUUAUUUUGCCAAACAUAUUUAAUCUCUCCUUUAUUUGAUUUGUAUAAUAACAACAUAUUAUGAUUGCUAUACAGGUUAUUCAUCAAGGGAAAUGACUGAGGUCAUUUAAAGGUGCAAUGUUUAGGAUUAUACACUGAGUGUACAAAACAUUAAGAAUACCUUCCUAAUAUUGAGUUGUAAAGUUGACUGGAUGUCCUUUGGGUGGUGGACCAUUCUUGAUACACACGGGAAACUAUUGAGUGUGAAAAUCCCAGCAGCGUUACAGUUCUUGACACAAACCGGUGAGCCUGGCACCUACUACCAUACCCUGUUCAAAGGCACUUAAAUCUUUUGUCUUGCCCAUGUACCCUCUGAUUGGCACACAUACACAAUCCAUGUCUCAGAUGUGUCAAGGCUUAAAAAUCCUUCUUUAACCUGUCUCCUCCCCUUCAUCUACACUGAUUGAAGUGAAUUUAACAAGUGACAUCAAUAAGGGAUCAUAACUUUCACCUGGAUUCACCUGGUCAGUUUAUGCAAUGGAAAGAGCAGAUGUCCUUAAUGUUUUGUACACUCAGUGUAGAUGUGUGUAUGCUUGGGUGGGUCAGGUGGGUGGGAGUAAAACAUACUUAACAUUGAAACAUACGGUAUAUUGUUGUAUUCAAUUCUUGACAUUUUGAUUUCGACAACUUCUGUAUUGAGUGACUGUGUGAA
Messenger RNA from Salvelinus fontinalis (brook trout), 2242 nucleotides. Its product is annotated as endothelin-2-like. Gene Ontology annotation, cellular component: extracellular region. Gene Ontology annotation, molecular function: hormone activity; endothelin B receptor binding. Gene Ontology annotation, biological process: regulation of vasoconstriction; regulation of systemic arterial blood pressure by endothelin; vein smooth muscle contraction. The transcript has 4 exons. The record is from RefSeq and is a predicted model, not a curated record. The coding region runs from base 644 to 1057 and encodes 137 amino acids. NCBI's taxonomy places the organism in Eukaryota, Metazoa, Chordata, Actinopteri, Salmoniformes, Salmonidae.